Messenger RNA from Tilletiaria anomala UBC 951, 3238 nucleotides. RefSeq lists its product as uncharacterized. The coding region runs from base 59 to 3103 and encodes 1014 amino acids. Gene Ontology annotation, molecular function: RNA binding. The transcript has 4 exons. Gene Ontology annotation, cellular component: P-body. Gene Ontology annotation, biological process: P-body assembly; deadenylation-dependent decapping of nuclear-transcribed mRNA. Lineage: Eukaryota; Fungi; Basidiomycota; Exobasidiomycetes; Georgefischeriales; Tilletiariaceae. The record is from RefSeq and is a predicted model, not a curated record.
UGCGUCUUCUGUUGCGCAACGUCCGCGCUGUAGAAGGUAGCCAAAGGAGGCUGUUUGCAUGUCGUUCUUUGGCUUCGACGUAACGUUGCCCCGGGACCGCCCAGCUGCUAGCAGCGGUGGUCCCCUGGGGGCCGAGCCACACGGCGACGCGUUUGACCCAACCUUCGAUCCGACCUACUCUGGCGAAGGAGGCCUCGGCGACGAGGACGAUGAUCCAAGUGCCCUGGAUGCCAAGAUCAGUGCACUGACAGCCGGAGCUCAGGAAGACGUAGCAGUGUAUACUUGGGGAGAAGAGGACUAUGAUGGCCUUGGUGAUCGUCUUGACGAAGGCAAUGACGCUUUCAAUGACGAUACAUUUGGAGUCGACGAUGUCGGCACCGACUUUAACUUUGGUCACGGACCUGCAGCUGCUGUACCUGCUGCAUCAGUCCCAGCUCCCCCGGCAAUCAGCAAGUCCGCUGCGGCCCCUCUACCGUCCAAGUUCGCAAGCAAACUCGAUGACUUCAUGACAUUGGACAGUACGCGCAGUGGGCCUCGCGCUGGCACAGGCGCAGCUACAUCGUCACGCCCUGUGCCGAAGACAAUGGAGGAGAUCGAGGCUGAGAUGAGAGGAAGUAGGAUCACCGUAACGUCGCAACAGCAACAGCAGCAGCCCUCGCCUGCAGGAGCUCUCCCACCCUUUACAGGCCAGCAACUUCCUCCACCGGGCCCUCAUGGUCUAGCACCACUUGGUCGACAGCCUUUGACGAUGGAGGAGAUUGAGGCACAGAUGCGCCAAGCGCGUGGGCCGCCGCCACUCGCACCUCAGCCUGAUAUGCAGCCAGCUGCGAAGGUUGGGACUCAGGUUCUCGCUCCCACUCAAGCAAAGGAGCGAUCUGGAGUGGCGGACCUCGCAUCCAUCAUGCGGCAGCAACAGCAGCAACAACAGCAACAGCUUCAAGAAAAGGAGAUCCUGCAACGCCAACAGGCCGAAAAAACGUUCCUUGAGACACAGCGCCAAGGUGCCAAUGGCACACCUAUUCCUCCUGGAGGAAUUAUGCAUCCUCCGUUUCAAGGCAAAGGGAACAUGCCACCUGCAGCGUUGGCGAUGCAGCAGGCUGCUAAUGCACAGGCGGAAGCGCAAGCCAUGCACUUUGUGCGCAUGAAGGCGCUUCUCGAUUCGAUGCCUGACACUGUGCAGCAGACUAUUCUCAGCCUGCCGCCGUCGUUGCAGUUCGAGUCUCUGGACAAUGUAGUCGAGGCAUUCCCUGCCCUACGACAGGUCCGAUCUACCGAUGUCUCCAAGCCAGACGUGGCAAAGGCCAUUGACACACUGCAGGUAGCUGCCAUAGGACACAUUCACGAGACUGUGCGACGCAAGAUUGAGGAGAUCGAACGGCAGGAGGCCAAGUUGCGCCGAAAACUGGCCAAGAUCCAGGCUAUGUCCAAACACAAUGGCCUCAUGACGCGCUCGGAUCAAGAUUUUAUCACGCGUAUCCAAGUCAGCCAGCUUGUCACCCCCGAUCCGUACACCGACGACUUCUAUGCGCAUAUCUACUUUGCUUUGCGUGGUGGUCGCGGCCCAUCUGCACCAGUUCUGGGAGAGAGCAACAAUCAUAACGAAAUGCAGAAGAACGGUAGGAACAAAAAGCAGCCGCGCUUGUCGCGUCGCGAAAAUGCCAUGCUGCGCAUGCAGCAACAGGUUGAGCGUAUCGUCAAGCAUCGAAAGGAGCGUGACGAAAAGUCGGCAAAUGGUAUUGCGCUCGAGGGUGCCCUCGGAAGGAUCACUGCAAGCUCCACAAAGGGCAUGCGUCAGAUGCUUUCGCUGCCUUCGGACGGAGCGGCGGCGAAAUUUUCCGGGGCCAGCGAUGGUGCAGCUAGUGGUGCACAAGAUGCUGUACGCGCGGCUCUUGCCGGCGCGAGUCUCGGGCAAAGCGGUGCACCUGGUCAAAAACGCCAGGCAUUGGGCAAACACGAGGUACUGCGCAUCCUGGAGAAGCUAUAUGACACAGUCCUUGCGCUUGAACAGCUGCGACGUAAUGCACCUGCGCCGGGUGACCCCGGCGCCGAUGCGGCUGCAGAAGCGCUAGAGCAAAGGCAGGCUGCACUGACCGUUUCCCUCUGGAAGGACCUGCGCGUACUUGAGCCCCUUGACAUUUCAGAUCCGCACCCCUUUGUGUCGCUAAUCUCGACAUCAAAGGGCAAGCGUCUUCUACCGCGGGCUCUUCGGCAUUUGACCCCUGAGCAGACGCUCACCACCAUGACAAUGAUUGUCGCAUCCUUUCAAUCGCUCGAUGUGGUCAAGUACGCGCACCUGCUCGAUGGAGAAAGUACUGGCUCGAACGAGCCUUCAGCCAUGGCCCAGCGCGAGGACGUGGAGCGUCAGACGGAAGCAUUUGCCAAUUCAAUCGUUCCCAGCAUGAUGCAACUGAUCGCCAGCGCGCCAAUGAAGAUCGUCAGUGGCAUGCUUGCUGUCUUCAUUGAGCGAAAUGAUGCGGUCCGAGUUGCUCGAAGUAGGCCUGGAAUUGCAUUCCUCACCAUCUUCCUUUCUCGCGCCGAAUCGCUGCGACAGGGCGGUGGAGGGAUCAUUCCCUCUACUGAGGACUUGGAACAGUGGUCUCAGAUAUUCUCUUUGCUGUUUCAACGACUUUCCACCCCUUGCAUGCUUCCCGGGCUGUUCCCAUCGACACGUGCCCGGGCUUCUCUGCCGUUCGGACCAGGCUACUACAUGUCCGGAGCCUUCGGCACCGCCACGCUUGCCGAUGCAGCCAAAGACGGUAAAAAGUACCGCAACAUCGAUAUUGAGGACGAACCGGUCUGGAACUUUAUGGCUGCACUCGCCGUUGCAUGUUCAAUGGAGCAGCAGCAGACGUUGGUCGCUGAGCUCAGGGAUAAGAUUCUGGAGAACGUAGUGUCCGCGAAAGAAUGGGCCAAGCGCAAGAAAACGCAAGCCGACCAACGGCUGGGAGGUCUGGCGAAUGAGCUCAGCUCUGCCGGGUUCAGUGUUAACACUGCGAGUGUUGGUGCUAUCCCUGGUAUGGAGCUUGGGCCCGACGUGCGCAUUCGGAAUGUCAAUCUAUUGCUUCAUGCUCUUAGCCUGGACGCAACCCAGAUCGAUAUUUGAUGUGAGCAAUGCACGAGCCGAAAUGAAAUUUAUCUUGAAUAUGCGUCGCCGUAGAUAUCAGUUCUCUGCCUUCUCACUGCCUAUUGUGCUGUACCUAUUGUGCUGCUACUGUGGAUGGAGGGCCGCCUGUAGAUG